UGAGUGGGGUAGGCUGCGCCCGAGGCCCAGAAGGGGUAGCAGGCCAUGGCGGCGGCAGCGGCGGCGGCUGCGGCGGCUGUGGCGGGUUGGCUGGGCUGGGUGCUCGCAGCGCUGUGUCUGGGCAGCAGCGCGGGGGAGGCGGCGCCGGGCGCGGGACUGCUGAGCUUCUGCAUGGAGGAGGACGGCGCACCGGCCGCAGGCUCCCUGCGCGGAAGGGCAGCGCCGGAGGCCACUCUGUGCUUGCGACUCUUCUGCUCGGGCUUAGCCAACAGCUCCUGGACCUGGGCGGCCCCCGAGGGCGCAGGCUGCCCGGAGGGCGGGCGGGCCACGGAGCCCGAGGAGGCGGCCGCCCCCACGGGCGAGUGGCGCGCGCUGCUGCGCCUGCGCGCCGAGGCCGGGCACCCGCGCUCCGCGCUGCUGGCCGUGCGCGUGGAGCCCGGCGGCGGGGCAGCCGAGGAGGCGGCGCCGCCCUGGGCGCUCGGGCUCGGGGCGGCCGGGCUGCUGGCGCUGGCGGCCGUGGCGCGCGGCCUGCAGCUGAGCGCGCUGGCCCUGGCGCCGGCCGAGGUGCAGGUGCUGCGCGAGAGCGGCUCGGAGGCGGAGCGCGCGGCGGCGCGGCGCCUGGAGCCGGCGCGCCGGUGGGCCGGCUGCGCCCUGGGCGCGCUGCUGCUCCUGGCCAGCCUGGCGCAGGCGGCGCUGGCGGUGCUGCUGUACCGCGCGGCCGGCCAGCGCGCCGUGCCCGCCGUGCUGGGCUGCGCCGGGCUGGUGUUCCUGGUGGGCGAGGUGCUGCCGGCCGCCGUGAGCGGGCGCUGGGCGCUGGCGCUGGCGCCGCGCGCGCUGGCCCUCAGCCGCCUGGCGGUGCUGCUCACCUUGCCCGUGGCGCUGCCCGUGGGCCAGCUGCUGGAGCUGGCAGCGCGGCCCGGGCGCCUGCGGGAGCGGGUGCUGGAGCUGGCGCGAGGCUGCGGCGACCCCUACAGUGACCUCAGCAAGGGCGUGCUGCGCUACCGGACCGUGGAGGAUGUGCUCACGCCGCUCGAAGACUGCUUCAUGCUGGACUCUGGCGCUAUCCUGGACUUCGGUGUCCUCGCCAGCAUCAUGCAGAGCGGCCACACGCGCAUCCCGGUGUACGAGGAGGAGCGCUCCAACAUCGUGGACAUGCUGUACCUUAAAGACUUGGCCUUCGUGGACCCCGAGGACUGCACGCCUCUCAGCACCAUCACCCGCUUCUACAACCAUCCACUCCACUUCGUCUUCAACGACACUAAAUUGGACGCCGUCCUGGAGGAGUUCAAGCGAGGGAAGUCCCACCUGGCCAUUGUGCAGAGGGUGAACAAUGAAGGUGAGGGUGACCCCUUCUACGAGGUGCUGGGCCUGGUUACCCUGGAGGAUGUCAUUGAGGAGAUCAUCAGGUCGGAGAUCCUGGAUGAAUCUGAAGACUACCCAGACACCAAGGUGAGAAAGAAGACCGUUGCCCUGAGCACCCCUCUCAAGCGGAAGGAGGAAUUCUCCUUAUUCAAGGUGUCUGAUGAUGAAUAUAAAGUAAAAAUCUCGCCUCAGCUGCUCCUCGCCACCCAGCGCUUCCUUUCCCGAGAGGUGGAUGUGUUCAGCCCGUUGCGAAUCUCCGAGAAAGUCUUGCUGCACCUGCUGAAACAUCCCAGCGUCAACCAGGAGGUGAAGUUUGACGAGAACAACCGCCUGGCCGCACACCAUUACUUGUACCAGCGCAGCCAGCCGGUGGACUACUUCAUUCUCAUCCUGCAGGGCAGGGUCGAGGUGGAAAUUGGGAAGGAGGGCCUGAAGUUUGAGAACGGGGCCUUCACAUACUACGGAGUGUCUGCCCUGACAGCUCCAUCUUCAGCUCACCAGUCCCCAGUGUCUUCACGCCAGCUCAUCCGCCAUGACCUGCAUCCUGAACCAGCUGAUAGUACCCGCUCCUCCACGUACUGUCCUGACUACACCGUGCGGGCCCUUUCUGACCUGCAGCUCAUUAAGGUCACACGGCUGCAGUACCUUAACGCACUCCUGGCUACCCGAGCCCAAAGCUUGCCUCCAUCCCCAGAGAAUGCUGGGCUCCAGGCCAUACCAGGCAGCCAAACCAGGCUGCUUGGUGACAAGUCCGCCGAGACAGCAGCCUUCCCAGUAGACCUUUCCCUCUUUGGCACAUUUGGAAACUGCAGUUGAUAAAUGACUGUGGACUAGUGAGCAUUUUUUGUUUUAAGAGAACACCAAGGGUCCAGCAGCAGCAGACCUGGCAUCCCAGUGGAGGAGAGCCCUGGGCGGAACCCAGGAGUGUAACUGCUUGCCAUGCAGCCCCAAGCUGAAAAUGGACAAGCAUGUGGGGAUCUGUGGAGAGCCAAACAGGAACUUUAUGCCAGUCUGUCCCCACCUAUCCUGGCCACGUUUUAGAUGGCCCUUAUACGCAGUAGGUCCCGGUCCUCCUCAGUGCCAGAGCCUCCGGCCGGCUCUGCCUUCCCUUAGGAGAUGGGGUUGGCAGGGCAACCCUCCAGAAGCCUGUUUCUGGGGGAACGAAAGAAACAGCAUCAUCUCUAGCCCGAAGGGCCCAGCUCCUCCCUGGAGGCUGUAACAGCACAGCGUUCAUACCUCCCUGAGCCAGGUGCCAUGUGGGGGCACAGUCACGACCUUUACAUGGCCUUGGCAGUGCUCACUCUGCUUUUGAUUGGCCAACCCUCUGCUGCUGGCGUCACUUCCUGAGCAAACCAAGAGAGCUGAUUUUGAUGGAGAUGUUCAAAUCUAUGGCCCUGUCAUGUACUUUCUGGCUUCCCUUACAGUUCUGAUUCAUGUACCCUGUUUUUUCCUUGUGCCAAUAGAUCUGUGUUCUGGUUCUGCUCCCUCCUGUGGAGGAAGCUCUUCUGACUCCUGAGGUCAAGGGCAGGCUGGCCUGGUGACACAGGAAGCCUGUUAAGCAUGGCCCAGGGGUCAGCUUCCAUUUCCCCCUACCCGUGAGUACAGUGCCACCAAUGGUAGUAUCAAUUUCUGUUUGAGGUCAGGUGUGGAAGGCUAUAAGGUCAGUGUUGACUGACCCAGGAGAGGAUGACGCCUGUUGUACCUGCCUUGUACUUAAGGGCAUGUGCAGCUGUGAGAGCAGCAGUCAGUGAGCAUUGGUUGUGAGCCUGGAACCUCCUUGUCACCUGAGAAGUGAAGGUUUUCUUGCAUCUCUGAAAUACUUCAGAGUCCAUGCGCUUUUCUGUUGCAGUGAUACAGGGAUGGGAAGGCCUUGCCUUUUUCUUCCCAUUUACCUACAUUUUCCUUCCCCAAUUUCAGCUCUGGGACCAUACAUUGUGGUGGGAAGGGAGGGUUUCUGAAAUCUCCCUCAAAAGAAUGCGGGUCCUGGUGAGUCCUGCAGGCCGAGAGAACAGUGGUAUGCUUGCCGAGAAAAUUCCAAAGGAUUAUGCUCUAAGAACAAACCAAGUUUGGAAGCAAAUACGUCAAAAAUCAUCUGUCUCCGGAACAAGAUUCCGAAUUUUGGCUGCACCUCAGAAUCACCUGGCCUCACCUUGAACAUCAGGGUUUUGUGGUCUUGAAAUAGUUUUAAAUUCAUGGAAGAGCCCUGUGUGCCCUUCCUCAGCUUCCCCUGAUGUUGACAUGUUAAAUAACCCUGUCACGUUUAUCAGAACUAAAACGGUAGUGUGAGUACAGCACUCUUACCUGGGGUUUUGGAUGUGUCCCCCCCCCCCCCGCCGGUAAUAUCUUCUUCUGUUGCAGGAUACCAAGGUGGGGUGCCAGAGUGUACUUGGAGCUGUUGCUUUCCUUUUUACCUAACUAUUGUUCACAGUGAUUGCCGAGUCACAGGAAACUGCAAAGACCCAGAGUCCAUGCACCCUUGAUCUAGUUUUCCUCAGCAGUUCUGUCUCAUCAACUACAGUGUGCAGAGCUGUGGAGCUCUGCAUGCCUGGCACCUGUAUAGACCUGAGUAGCUGUACCAAAGGCUAACCCAUGUCCCGUCGCUGCUGGGUUCCCCCUGGACUACCAGUCAGAGUCACCUGUGCUGUCCUAAGCCCUAGCACCCACUGCGCUGUUGCUGAUCUCUGUUAUUCUGUCAUUUCGAGAAUGUUGUUUGAGGGGCCAUGCAGUACGUCACCUUCUGGGACUGAUUCCUCACUCUGCAAAGUUCUCUGGAGACGGAUCCAGGUGGUUGUGUCAGUGGUUUGCUCCUCUCCCUCGCUAAGUGGUAUUGUAUCCCAUGGUGUACUCAUUGUCCUGUCAUAGGACAUAUGGGUUGUUUCCACUUUUUGGCCUUUUCCAAAUAAAGCUGCUAUGAACAUUCAUAUACA
Molecule: messenger RNA, 4289 nt
Organism: Meriones unguiculatus (Mongolian gerbil)
Lineage: Eukaryota; Metazoa; Chordata; Mammalia; Rodentia; Muridae
Gene: Cnnm3
Product: cyclin and CBS domain divalent metal cation transport mediator 3
Exons: 9
Coding region: 46-2178 (710 amino acids)
Biological process (GO): transport; magnesium ion homeostasis
Cellular component (GO): plasma membrane
Molecular function (GO): transmembrane transporter activity
Source: RefSeq, a predicted model, not a curated record